Messenger RNA from Necator americanus (New World hookworm), 426 nucleotides. RefSeq lists its product as uncharacterized. NCBI's taxonomy places the organism in Eukaryota, Metazoa, Nematoda, Chromadorea, Rhabditida, Ancylostomatidae. Gene Ontology annotation, molecular function: protein histidine phosphatase activity. The coding region runs from base 1 to 426 and encodes 141 amino acids. The record is from RefSeq and is a predicted model, not a curated record. The transcript has 4 exons. Gene Ontology annotation, cellular component: cytosol. Gene Ontology annotation, biological process: peptidyl-histidine dephosphorylation.
AUGCUCAAGGUCGCAUCGUGGCUCCAUCGUUUUCCAAAUGCAGCGUUUCCUGUGUCCACUGCAGGUUCGCACACUAUGCCUCUGACGGAUAUUCCAGAUGUGGACAUCGAUCCAUCGGGAACAUUCAAGUAUAUUCUAAUCAGGUGCACUGACCUCUCUUCAAAUGAAGAAAAGUAUAUAGUUCGUGGAUAUUACAAAUGUCAUUUUCAUGCUGAUAUACUUAAAGUUUCCCGAGAAGCUGCUGGACCUGCUUUCAAGUUGAAAUGUAUCGGUGGUGGCAGAAUCAAACAUGAAAAUGAAGCGAAGGAAAUUCUAGUUUACGGUUACUCUCAGGGUUAUGGUCAAGCAGAUCAUGCUGUUACCGUUGAUAUCCUGAAGAAACGAUAUCCAGAUUAUCAUAUUACGUUUUCGAACGAAGGCUACUGA